AUGUUUGUUGCACGCAGCAUUGCAGCAGACCAUAAAGAUCUAAUUCAUGAUGUGUCGUAUGAUUUUCACGGUCGCAGAAUGGCGACUUGUUCCAGUGACCAAAGUGUCAAAGUGUGGGACAAAAGUGAAAAUGGAGAGUGGCAUUGCACCGCCAGCUGGAAGACACAUAGUGGAUCAGUGUGGAGAGUGACCUGGGCUCAUCCAGAAUUUGGACAAGUUCUUGCUUCAUGUUCCUUUGACAGGACAGCGGCGGUCUGGGAGGAGAUUGUCGGCGAGUCAAAUGACAAACAAAGAGGAUUGAGCCACUGGAUAAAAAGAACCACCCUUGUGGACAGUCGAACAUCUGUGACUGAUGUGAAAUUUGCCCCCAAACACAUGGGCCUUAUGCUUACCACGUGUUCUGCCGAUGGAGUGGUGAGGAUCUAUGAGGCUCCGGAUGUCAUGAACUUGAGUCAAUGGUCCCUUCAGCAUGAAAUUUCCUGCAAGCUCAGCUGUAGCUGCAUUUCUUGGAAUCCCUCUAGCUCCCGAGCCCACCCACCAAUGUUUGCAGUGGGGAGCGACGACAGUAAUGUGACAUACGGUGGCAAAGUCCAGAUCUAUGAGUAUAAUGAAAACACAAGGAAAUAUGCCAAAGCAGAGACUCUGAUGACCAUCACAGAUGCUGUCCAUGACAUUGCAUUUGCUCCGAACCUGGGACGAUCCUUUCAUAUCCUCGCCAUUGCAACAAAAGACGUCAGAAUCUUUAAACUCGUCCCUUUAAGAAAGGAGAGCACCUCUUCAGGUCCCACCAAGUUAGAGGUGCAGAUUGUUGCCCAGUUUGACAACCACAACUCCCAGGUGUGGCGUGUGAGCUGGAACAUCACGAGCACCUUGCUGGCCUCUUCUGGGGAUGAUGGCUGUGUACGACUAUGGAAAGCCAACUACAUGGACAACUGGAAGUGCACUGGGAUCCUGAAGGGAGAUGGCAGCCCACUAACUGGUUCAUCUGGUCAGCCCACAGCCAUGAGAACUGUUGUGGGCUCCUCCGCUCAGACCUCCCAGAAUGCCCUAAACGGAAUGUCCGCAGGAAGGUACUUCUUUCCCCCUCUGGAUCCCCCCAGAGCUGGAACCGGACACGGUCUUCUGCUGCCUCCCCCUUCACUCAUAGAGCAUUGUGAUGCUGAGCAGGGUCAGCCUCAGCAACAGUCUCUUUCAAGCAGACUUUCCUCAAGAUCGCUGGUGUCCUUACCAGAGUCUGAUGGACAAUAA
Molecule: messenger RNA, 1248 nt
Organism: Nerophis lumbriciformis (worm pipefish)
Lineage: Eukaryota; Metazoa; Chordata; Actinopteri; Syngnathiformes; Syngnathidae
Source: RefSeq, a predicted model, not a curated record